AUGGUUUUGGACGGACAAAGAACCAGCCGCCAGUCGUUGUCCUCAUCACUAGCAAUUCGUUUGCCGUCGAGAAAGAGAGAUAGGAUCGCGCGGCCAGCCGACACCUCAUCGUUCUGCGAGGAGAUUGCGCACUAUCCUGUCUUCAACCCACGAGACCCACGACACAAUCCUGCUGCUUCGAGCUCGUGGCUUCAAAGCGAUUACUAUCAGUCGGAGGCCUCCAAAUCCCAGAGCUCGAUUCGUUGGAUGCAAGAAUUGCCAAGGAGAUCUUUACGCAAAGCGAAAUCAGGACUCUUGGCUCUGCGCUCUGGAAUCCAACGACGACCACUUCCUGACAGUAUGCAACAUAUUGGUGACAUACCCAACAUCUGGUCCUCAACUGAUUCGACCGGAGACUCGUCUGACCAGUUCCCAUCCUCAGUGUCAGACGCUAGCACUGAAGACGAUGGCGAAUUUGGCACUGGCUUGUAUCGAGCGGUUCGUAACCAUUCCUCGCCUCUCUAUGCAAACAUGGAAAGCGACGGCCUCAAUGUUCCGUCUGCCACCGGCUUGCUAUGCGGUUCCUUAAGCGAGAGUGUGAGCCAAGGUAGCUCGCCAACGCUGAGACAAGAACCGGCGAUCAGUGAUUCUAUCGGCAUCAAAGCCAACGAGAUUGCUUUGGAUCCGGGGAUGAGGGGUCUUCUGCGACAGGGGCCAAGACUUGAUAAUCGCAAGACCAAUGAGCUGUUGGCACAGGUUCAACAAUCGAGCCAUUUCCCGUCCACCUCGUUACCUAGUAGUAUCGUUGGGCUAAGUGUGACACAGGCAAUUGAAAAAGCAUCUUCACAGAGCUCGCCGAACUUGCAGCUCACUGCUAGUCACGUCGAGAAAACAUGUGCGCAGUUCCAGACUCAAAGCUCUGGUCUCUCCAGCCUGGAAACCUCGAAGCCCAAUGCAGCUAAGGAAGCCGCAGAACUGCUCGAUUCCAGCAGAGGAGCGCCUGAUGAGCUAUCUCGAGGUCAUGAAAUCGACUCACUCGAUGAAAACACCCGACUAAGUGACACCUCUCCGCAGAUCGAAGAGUCAAGCUGUUCUUUGAGGAAGUCACCGAUUGUGAGCCCUCGUCAGUCAAGUGUGCCCCAGAUAACAGGCAUCCAACUGGUCAUGGAGCCUCUCCAAUUAUUUCCUCGAAGAGAUUCCAGCAGCGGCGGUCAAACCUUAUGUUGCAGCGAGAUUACCAACAAUCAUCCUCACCAAGAGACAAGCAUCGGCGAUUUUAUUGGCUGUGUUGCGAGCGAGGAUAUGGGAGAGUCUGCACACAUGGAGAAUAGUCCCUUGGAUGCAGACGAAGGACAGGUUUCUCAAAUGGAUGCACGAGCCAUUGUUAGUGUCGCUUCCAGAUUGGCCAGGUCAUUGUUAACCGAUCCAUAG
This is a messenger RNA of Aspergillus clavatus NRRL 1, 1410 nucleotides long. RefSeq lists its product as uncharacterized. The coding region runs from base 1 to 1410 and encodes 469 amino acids. NCBI's taxonomy places the organism in Eukaryota, Fungi, Ascomycota, Eurotiomycetes, Eurotiales, Aspergillaceae. The record is from RefSeq and is a predicted model, not a curated record. The transcript is spliced from 2 exons.